AGCCUUUUAGUGCUAGGUUGGUAUUAUUAGCUGUAUUGAUGAUUGAAUCGAUCUUGUCGGUGUUUCGAUCUCGUGAUCAUUCAGACGAGUAGGUCUGUGUGUGAAAAGACUUCUGUGAGUGAAUUUGUGUGAUCUAUCAUCAACUACAACUUUUUCCGAAAUUUUUUGCUCAUAAAAUGGAGGUCGACUAUGGCGUUUUCAGCCGGGAGUUGGUAUUUCAUUUUUUUUGAUGGAACAUUUUUUUUUGGCCGAUGCCCUUCCUGAAUGAAUGAGAAUAUGUAUAAGUAACUCGAAUGCGACGAGUCUCCUGCUUCGUCUAGUAAUCCGACGAGACUCUAUUUGUUCAUCUGGACGAGUCUCCUGCUUCGUCUAGUAAUCCGACGAGACUCUAUUUGUUCAUCUGAAAAGGAAAAAACAGGUCUGCGAUGUCGUUGCCCGAUAUGGUCGCGCGUGGACGAAGCAAGACCCGGAACAGAUUGUCGCACUCUUCGUGCCUAAUGGUCAGUACAAGGAGAAGCCUGGGCGUUGUAUGCAUGGUCAUGGUGGGAUACGGCAGUAUUGGCAACGACAAAUUUGCCAGAAAGAAAGGCAUAUCGAUUAAGGCUUUGGAGGUUCAAGAUGUAAUUGAGUAGAUGGACAUCGGUCAUAACUAAUGGCACGACUUUGGUAGUCACCGCCUCGGCUGUUGUCGCUGACUUUCGUAGUCACCCAUCAUCCUCGGAUGCGAGCAGCGGGUGCUUGUGGGGCUCGUUGUGAAGGAUCCAUAACCUAACCUAACCUAACCUUUGUACCUCUACUACGACCUCCGGACAUGAUAACCUAACCUAACCUUUGUGCCUCUACUACAACCUCCGGACAGGAUAUUGUCUGACUCACGACACCUCUAAAGCGAAUUUCAACAUGUUGUAGAAGACAUGGUCUUUGACCAAGAGGGGGAGCAAGCGACAGUGAAAUGGAUCGCCAGCUUUCAAAGAAGGAUGUUACGGCUUGUGAGACGAGCGCAUUGUCCCUGAUGUAAGUUAGUACUUGGUGUUGGUAUCAUCUCUCUUCGCGAUUAGCUGCUACGACGAGGAGUCAGUAUGCGAUUCAAGUAAAACUAAUGUUAUGAUAGGAAUACUAGAGUCAGUAUGCGAUUCAAGUAAAACUAUAGUGUUAAGAGUAAGUAGUUUUCUAUCUCUAUGAAGGGAUACACAUACACUUAAACUUGCAGGCGUCUAGUCGCAUCGCUAGAGCGUAUCGUGUUCACUAGCGCACUUCUCGAACACCCCACGGAAGAGGCGCAGCUUCAAGCGGCUACGGUGGAUCCGCAAGCAGUAGUGCUGACGGCUUUGAGAUGAUGUGCUUUGUCCAGGUUGCAACGUUGCGAUUCAGACGGUUGCGAGAGGAAGAUAUGCUGAGUCUGACAAACGGAGCUAACUACGACUCUAGGAAUGUUGGAGAAUAUCGAAUAUGCAUAUUGGAGGAAUAUUUGCAUUUAAGGCUCCUGCUUCAUUUUAGAGGAAGACAAAAGUAGAACGCGUCUGUCUGAUGUUGUGAGAGGAUCCAGUACAUAGGAUCAACUUGUUUCACAACAUUUGCUAGUUGUACUACUCAGCUUCUUGCAGAAGUGAUGACAGUAAGGCGAACAAGAUGAUGUUGAUAAUGCCGUGGCUGUAAGUAUAUGUGAGAUCGAGAUGCAUAGACCUACUUACUUUCAAAUCAAAAUCGAAUUUUCAUAUAGUUUUCACCCACUAGUAACUAAGUACCCAUCGCGAGUUAUAGAUACUAGUCGAUUCGAAUUAGCACGACCCUUCUAAUUCAUCCCUUCUACAACAUCCAGAGUAUCAAGGAGUUUGUGGCUCGUGACCCAUCCGAAGCAACAUUGCCGAUUCGCGUUUCAAUGACAAGAGGAAACUUCGAAAACGACGAAAGCAGAACAUCAAGCUUGAAGUUCUUAGGUGCCUCCGGAACAUCUGGUUCUGGUACAGCUGGAGGAUCUGCUUGUUCUAGUUCUACAACUUCAGCUUCAGCAGGAUCUGGAGGAGGUAGUUUUAACAGUACUUCUUCUUGGUCAGGCGGUGGAGGACGGGGUGCAUCUUCAACCUGGGGAAGUAAUUCAUCGUCUGGAGCAGCAGGGCCGACGAGCGGCUUCGCAGGAGGCACAGGCAAUGCUUCUUCUAGCAGCAGAGGCACUUCUGGCGCUUAUGGCUCGUCGUAUCCGUCUUCAUACGGUAGUGGUAGUGCUGCAAACGGCGCGGUGUCCAUUCAACAAGGCUCAUAUUCGACGAACCGGCCUCGUGGAGGUAGCAACGCUGGUUCUUCACAGGCAGGGGAAAGUGCGAGUACUGGGUCACGGCCCAUACCAGCAUGGAAACUGUAUGCGAUGGAAAAGAAGAAAAAACAGGAAGAGGCUGAUUGAUAAAGGUAGCGACUACGAGAGGGGACCAGAGACUUCUAGUUCUACCGCUAAAAACGCCUAGGAGGCCGGGUCUACUAGCAGGAAAUAGUGGCGCAUGAGAGGCGAGUCGAACCAGCACACCCAUGCCGUUGGGGUGACUCGCAUGAUGAGGAUGAUCGAUCAAAAGACUGUACAACAGAAACUUCUUAAAGAUGUUGAUACCUACAAGUGCAUGUGCGGCAUGAUCGUACUACACUGCAUGAUACAUGGUCUGGCUUGUCGGGAAGAAUUGAAAUCGCGAUGCGAGUAUCAAUUAUCUCCUAGCAGCUUAGCACAUUUGUUGUUCUAGUAUUGCGGGAAACGCACACGUAAAGGGCUAGAAGUCUCUUGCACGAAAAUUUUCCUCUGGAAUCUUGCAGCUUGCAUCUUCUGAAUGAAAAAUUAGUGCGUAUGAUCACCGGUUCUCUUUCAAUUAUUACUUGCAUACUGCAUCGGUACGGUCAAAUUAGACAACACAAGAAUUAUUGAUGAAAAAGAAAAUGUAGAAGUGCACUGGGAAUUCAUACUUGACAACAGGGAUUUGAGUUUUUGGAAGCCUAUUUUUAUAGCAUAGCGUUUCGGCUUCUUUUCGUGUAAUACUACUCAUGUAGGUGGAAGGUUGUAGACCUAGAGACACCGUAGUGCUAUGCUUGUACCAUGCCUGCUACACGAAGGCGCUUUCAAGCUAAAAUUUAACGCGUCUGGUGUGAUGAUAUAUUUAGGCUGACAGUAAAAAUUCGUCCCUGAGCCAGGAUAUCGCAUCCCUGCAGAGUUCAACAUUGUUGAC
This is a messenger RNA of Amoebophrya sp. A25, 3203 nucleotides long. NCBI's taxonomy places the organism in Eukaryota, Dinophyceae, Syndiniales, Amoebophryaceae. The record is from the annotation of a GenBank genome assembly.